Molecule: messenger RNA, 3034 nt
Organism: Mixia osmundae IAM 14324
Lineage: Eukaryota; Fungi; Basidiomycota; Mixiomycetes; Mixiales; Mixiaceae
Product: carbohydrate-binding module family 21 protein
Exons: 1
Coding region: 39-2777 (912 amino acids)
Biological process (GO): regulation of glycogen biosynthetic process
Cellular component (GO): protein phosphatase type 1 complex
Molecular function (GO): glycogen binding; protein phosphatase 1 binding
Source: RefSeq, a predicted model, not a curated record
UCAGCAGCGCCUGCUACUGUCUUUGUGCGCAAUAUCUCAUGUCGUUCCCAGGUCCUCGAACCCGCCAUAGCAGCAUCAGCAAGGCGGAUCUCUACUUGCCCCUCACAGCCGAAGCAUCAGCAGGACGACCCACUAUCGCAAUGCGACGCGUCCACAAUCGGCAGAGAUCAAUUGAUAGCUUAGCGCUCGCGACCUCGCGUAGUCAGAGCGGCGAAGACAGAUCGUCGGGUCCCGAUUCGAGCUCACCCAUCUCUCUGAAAACCUCAACUUCUGGCGAGACCUCCGACGCAGGCAGCACUGCCGAAGGACAACUCGUCCUGCAUCCUGCCUCGCCCUUUGACACGGUGCCGGAAGACCCCAUUGCGAGUACAAGCUCAUUGCUCUCGCCUGCGCAAUCGCCUGUCCAAACCCGACUACGCAAGGACAGCAAGGAAUCGCCAGCCGCUGAUCACUCGCCGCAGUCAUCUCGUCGAUUGAUGCUGCAUGGAAUUGAUCCUGCAACGCCUGCCGCGCCAGCCGAAAUAGCCAGUGUGACGACGCGCAAUACGUCCAAGCUGGCUUCUGUCACCAAUGCCACGGAUUCCAUUCCGCCGAAGCUGCCGAUAUGGAGCCCUUCUGCUCCACAGUCUCAGCUCGAGUCGACCUCUCGAGAUCUCUCGCUCACAUUUGGUGCAGCGGCGCCGUCCUUACAACUCGUCACGGGCACACCAGACGUGCCGCCUGAGCUUUCACCGCCGUAUCGCAAGAUCCAUGCUGGAUCUACGCCGUUCGAAGCGCCAAGAGCGCCAAAGGCCGUGCACGAGCCAGAGCCUUUGCUACCCAUACUGCCUUCGCCAUCGACAUCAGACUCGGCAGAUUCGCAGGACAGUCAUACUGUCAAGCUUGACAACGUAUCCGAGAUCACGCCGAGCGCGUCGGUAGCUCAGCCGAACCAUCGCAACUAUGUCAGAUCGAGCGGCCGAUUAGUCGCGCUCAAGUCUACGGGUCCAAGCGAUCGCAUAUCAUCUGCAAUGGUGCGCAAAAAGUCUGGCGAGCUUGUCAAAUCAUCUUUGCGCUCGCGUUCGAGCUCGCGCAUCAACAUACACGACCACAACGAAGACGGAUACGAGGAGGACGAGACACUGACGGCGCCCUCCAUGCGGUCUGUCAUGUCUGCGCCCCAGACGCCCACGGCGUCCAAGAUGGUCCACUUUGACAGCCAGCUCGAGCAUGUCAAGCUCUUCUUGGCGCAGCAGCGGCCGACAGCAGUCAGUCGUGGCGGAAGUCCGCAAGAGACCGAAACGGAAGAGGAGAGCGAGGGCUUUCCGUUUCCCUCUGUUGGCGAGGUGUUACCAGGCUCGAUCAAGCUCAUCACGGCCGACUUUACGCCUUACAAAAUGCCAAUUUCAGCUCCGAAUUUCCACGGCGACGUCAGGCUAGAGACGCUCACUAUGGCGAAAGAUUCUCGAUCGCUAUGUGGCAGCAUCAUUGUGCGCAACAUCGCCUUCAACAAGCGCGUUGUUGUUCGCUUCACCUUUGACGACUGGUCCACAAUUUCUGAAAUAUCCGCUGACUACGCCAUCUCGCUGCUUGACAAUCAGGCCGACCGGUGGACCUUUCAUAUCAAGCUUUCUGAUAUCCUGGCACGCAUAGAAGAGAAGAAGAUGCAGAUCGCUCUGCGGUACAUCGUCGAUGGUCGAGAGCUAUGGGACAACAACGGCGGCUCGAACUAUCACGUCAGGUUUGCCAAGAUUGCGCCUCCGGCGCCUAGGGUGAGAGCCACAUCGGCAGACGGUGGUGUUCACAGCGCUGCACCGCGCACGAGAACACUAGCGAGACAUCAAUGGUCAGUCACAACGACUGGUCAAGCCUCGGAACGCAUGGCAGAUCUGCGUAGGGAACUCGAUCGUCUCGUAAGCGAUGAUGCCACGUCGCCGCCAGCGCUUGUCACUGCGCGGGAUGAGAAGCCAGUCCAUGCUGUAGCGCCUGCCAAUCCGACAUUUUCGUCACGCUAUGACUUUGGCAGCUCAUUGAAAGGCACAAGAGCGAAUCGCACAGCAGAGAAUCCAUACUUUGCGCCGCGAGAAGGUAUCAUACAUAGUCCCGCAUUGGGCUCGCCUGUUCGCAAACCAAUGCCGUUGACUGCGGGUGCGAUGAGGCCGGAUCACCUACGUGGGACGUCACAGCCGCCUCCGCCGGCAUACAUGCUAUCACCUUCGCUCGGCGGCGAUCGACGAGAUAUGCCGUCGCCCUUGUACGAUUCUGGAGAGCAAUAUGGAGGGUUCUGGCGACCAUCUUCGCCCGUCAUUCCUUUGCACGAAGCAACGGCUUCUUGGGAUCAGUUCAAGAACAACAUCAGCCCCAUUGGCGAGCCCAUCGCCCUGCCUGGCAUGCCCUCUGGCAAGCCCAGCACACGACGCUUUGACAUACCUCGGGAACAUCUGUUAGCGCCUGGAGGUGUCACAAACGCAAGCCGAUUCGCAUCUGUCACUUCCCCCGCCGGCUCGCCUAGGCGGUCGCCGGCAGAAUCACCAGCAGAGACACCCCCUCGUGCAGCGUCACCUCCACCGCACGAAGACGGCAAUCGCUCGCCUGUCUCUUCCACAGACAAUUCGUCCUUGUCUUCGCCAUCAUCGCAAAAUCAGUCCCCAACAUCGCCGCCGUCUUCUGUCACGACUUUUGGAGGCGAGUUCUCGCCGACCAAGAUGAUGGCAGGCUCGACUCCGUUGCCCUCCUCUGACAUUGGAGAUUUCAUCGAGAAGGUUCGUUCACCAUGCUGGACUCUCCACAGCUUCUGACCUGAGUGCAAACAGUACUGCUGGUCAGGCGGCAAUCUCGGAUUGACUAGCAAGGGCAUGUCUGUCUGGCCGCGGGGGAAGCUACCACUGUCAUCAGCAAGCUCAUCAACUGGCUCGGGCACGCCCCAAGCGGCGCUCGAUCAGUCUGCAUCCAUUCAGUCGUCUGGCACAACUACGCCAUCGCCCUCAAACAGUCGCUCGACGAAUCAUAACACUCUAGAAUCGAUGGAUCUUAGCCAGCGGGACACCUUCUUCUC